CCAGCCUCUCAGAGCUGACAGAGAGCUUUGGACAUUUCCACACAGAGGACCGGAGCUCCAAAAUUUAAUAAAAAAUAAACCAAGGUUUUUAUGAUUUUAUYUUUAUUUUUAUUACAUGUUUUUCCCGCUCUGUUCUGAGAGUUAACCGUCAGAGGCUCCGGGAUGUACACGGCCGGACUCAACCCGUUUUACGCGUCAAACUUCAGCCUGUGGUCCGCGUACUGCGCGGGGGGCUUCUCCGUGGACCCCGUGAAGAAACCGUCGUUUUGCAUCGCGGACAUUCUGCAGGCCGGAGAUGCGGACCACCUGCCGGGAUCGUCCGCCCUCAUGGUGCACAUGGGACACCACCAGCACCAGGCCCACCGCGCGCCGCAGGCCGGCGGCUCCCCUCUGCGCCCCGCGCCCGUCGCUCCGGAGCCGCCGGUGUUCGGGGCCAGGCUGAGUCCGGCCUCUGCGUACCACAGACACGGACUGCAGCUGACCUCGGUGCCCAGGUCGUCGUUCAGCUCCCAGCACGCCCCCCCGCCUUCAAGCAAGGACCUCAAAUUUGGAAUCGAUCGGAUUUUAUCCACAGAUUUUGAUCCAAAGUGCAAAGACAAGUCAUCUUUAAGAGAUCUCACAUCCAUUGUUAGCUCCAGCCGUCAGUCAGGCCUCCACGUCCCCGUUCAGCCCGCCAGCCAGUACUUCUCCUCCGUAGACCCCGGGAUGGACGCGUCCUCCAUGCUGAGUUCACUGGGCAGCAGCGGCAGACACUCAGGCCAGCAUCAGUUUCAGGACACCUUCCCAGGUCCCUACGCUGUCCUCACAAAAGACACAAUGCCUCAGACCUACAAGAGGAAGAGGUCGUGGUCCAGGGCCGUGUUCUCCAACCUGCAGAGGAAAGGUCUGGAGAAGAGGUUUGAGAUCCAGAAGUACGUCACCAAACCGGACAGGAAGCAGCUGGCUGCCAUGCUGGGCCUCACAGAUGCUCAGGUUAAAGUGUGGUUCCAGAACAGGCGCAUGAAGUGGAGACACUCCAAAGAGGCGCAGGCGCAGAAGGACAAGGAGAAGGACGAGAAGCCGGACCAGGGUCUGUCCGAGGCCGGCAGCGAGGAGCCCAAAGAGCCGCUGGAGUCCGAGUGUGAGAGCGAGGCCCGGACCAGCGACUCGGACGAGGCGGAGGAGGAGGACGGCGGACAUUUGGACGUUUCUGACCUCAAUAAGACCAGCGUCAUCAUGAGCGGGAGCGCGCAGGCGGGCGGCGGCGGCGGCGGCGGCGGCGCGGACGCGGGGCUCACGGUCACGGACACGGCGGCCCCGCAGGUCUCAUGAAACAAAGAGAGGAACAGUUUGGGUCCAUCUGGACUGAAGACAAUGGUUCAAAAAAUUAAAAAAAAACAUGAAAACA
Messenger RNA from Austrofundulus limnaeus, 1387 nucleotides. RefSeq names its product H2.0-like homeo box 1 (Drosophila) (gene hlx1). Gene Ontology annotation, molecular function: sequence-specific DNA binding; DNA-binding transcription factor activity, RNA polymerase II-specific. The record is from RefSeq and is a predicted model, not a curated record. Gene Ontology annotation, biological process: regulation of DNA-templated transcription. The transcript is spliced from 4 exons. Lineage: Eukaryota; Metazoa; Chordata; Actinopteri; Cyprinodontiformes; Rivulidae. Bases 163 to 1311 code for a protein of 382 amino acids.